ACCGCGCGACGCGCCGCGCGCCGAUCAGACGACACGAGCUCGCGGACCGCCGUGCGGGAUUACAGCCCAUCGCGUUAUCAUGACCGCACGUCGUCCCCUCGCGCUGUAAUCGGUAGUGUUGCGGUCUGACCGAAGAGCCUCGGGUCCGGAGGCCUCGGGAGGCGGGGCCUCGGAGUCCUGCCUUGUAAUUGGUCACCAUGCCCACCUCGCGCCCCGGCGCCGCCCCCGCCGACUACUGGGUGGACGGCUCGCGACGCGACGCCGCGGUGGAAGACUUCUACACCAUGGGCUCCGAACUGGGAAGGGGGGCCACCUCCAUCGUGUUCCGCUGUGAGGAGAAACAAACGCAAAAACCGUUCGCCCUGAAGGUCCUGAAGAAGACCAUCGAUAAGAAGAUCGUCCGCACGGAGAUCGGAGUCCUUCUGCGACUGUCCCACCCCAACAUCAUUCGAUUGAAGGAAAUCUUUGAGACCGAAACCAACAUCACCCUGGUGCUGGAGCUGGUGACAGGAGGGGAGCUGUUUGACCGGAUCGUGGAGCGGGGGUACUACAGCGAGCGAGACGCAGCACACGUCAUCAAACAGAUCCUGGAGGCUGUCGCGUACCUCCAUGAGAACGGUGUUGUUCACCGAGAUCUGAAGCCCGAGAAUCUCCUCUAUGAAGACAUGUCUUUGGACGCGCCUCUGAAGAUAGCGGACUUCGGUCUGUCCAAGAUCAUCGACGACCAAGUCCCCAUGAAGACCGUGUGCGGAACGCCGGGAUACUGCGCUCCUGAGAUCCUCCGGGGGAACGCCUACGGACCGGAGGUGGACAUGUGGUCGGUGGGAGUGAUCCUCUACAUCCUGCUGUGUGGCUUCGAGCCGUUCUUCGACCCCCGGGGGGACCAGUACAUGUACAGCCGCAUCCUCAACUGUGACUACCAGUUUGUCUCCCCCUGGUGGGACGAGGUGUCACUGAACGCUAAAGACCUGGUCAGCAGGCUGAUCCUCCAGGACCCCAGGAAGCGCCUCACUGUGCAGGAGGCGCUCUGUCACCCCUGGGUGCUCGGCAAGGCGGCGCGCUUCUCCCACAUGGACACGGCCCAGCGCAAGCUGCUGGAGUUCAACGCCCGCCGCAAGCUCAAGGCUGCUAUGAAGGCCGUGGUCGCCACCAGCCGGAUGCAUGAGAGCUCACGGCGUCGCACCGACAGCUGUGAGCUGCCUGGCUCAGGGGCCCCCCGGCAGGACAGCAUGCAGCAGGACCCGCCCCCGGACACAGACCACGCCCCUCCUGCCGGGGAAGCCCCACCCACCUCAGAGUCUGACAACAGCAAGACGGGGGGCUCCCCCCCUCCUUUGCCCCUGGCCCCGCCCACCAGACCUCCCCUGAAGGCUGACGGGCUGCGCCACCUGUCAGUCAUCCCCAUGACGCCCGGGGCUCCGCCCAGGAUGUCAAGGAAGCCCUACUCCGCUGUGGAGGCCACACCCCCCCCGACACUGACCACACCCCUUACCACAACGACACCCAUCGCCUCGGCCACGCCCAUCACCUUGGCCGCACCCCUAACAACAGACACGCCCCCCAGGAUAGCCACGCCCCCAAGCCCAAAGACUCUCAGUAACGGGUUUCCUGUAGGGGCGGAGCCAGAGGGCAAGGCCGCCCAAUGUCAAUGAGU
Molecule: messenger RNA, 1654 nt
Organism: Gadus chalcogrammus (walleye pollock)
Lineage: Eukaryota; Metazoa; Chordata; Actinopteri; Gadiformes; Gadidae
Product: calcium/calmodulin-dependent protein kinase type IV
Exons: 11
Coding region: 198-1652 (484 amino acids)
Biological process (GO): protein phosphorylation
Molecular function (GO): calcium/calmodulin-dependent protein kinase activity; calmodulin binding; ATP binding
Source: RefSeq, a predicted model, not a curated record